Messenger RNA from Raphanus sativus (radish), 555 nucleotides. RefSeq names its product mavicyanin-like. Gene Ontology annotation, molecular function: electron transfer activity. The record is from RefSeq and is a predicted model, not a curated record. Lineage: Eukaryota; Viridiplantae; Streptophyta; Magnoliopsida; Brassicales; Brassicaceae. Gene Ontology annotation, cellular component: plasma membrane. The transcript is spliced from 2 exons. Bases 1 to 555 code for a protein of 184 amino acids.
AUGGCAGUGAGGAUACUGGUGGCCUUGGCAUGUAUUGUGGUGAUGCUACGGCUGAGUAAAGCAGCGGUGUACAAAGUUGGCGACUCAGCAGGCUGGACAACCAUAGCCAACGUAGACUAUAAGCUAUGGGCUUCUACCAAAACUUUCCACAUUGGUGAUACUGUAUUGUUUCAAUACAACCCACAGUUCCACAACGUGAUGAGAGUGACGCACGCAAUGUAUAGAAGCUGCAACAACUCAAACCCGAUCUCCACCUUCACCACCGGAAAUGACUCAGUCACACUCACCAACCACGGCCACCAUUUCUUCUUAUGCGGCGUUCCCGGUCAUUGUGUGGCCGGUCAGAAGCUUGAACUCAAUGUCACUCACCCCGUCUCCUUCACGCCACUCUCUGAUCCACCGAUUUCCUCCUCCUUGUCUCCUCCGUCGACUACUACCAUUCCUGCAGCCGGAGUCCCCGGUCCAUCUCCUAACCAUGCGGCUUCUCUCCCGAGUGCAGCGGCAGCUGUGGUGUAUCUCCUUGUCUUUUUGGUUUUUGCAAAUUUUAUUUCUUAA